Molecule: messenger RNA, 774 nt
Organism: Styela clava
Lineage: Eukaryota; Metazoa; Chordata; Ascidiacea; Stolidobranchia; Styelidae
Source: RefSeq, a predicted model, not a curated record
AUGGAUGUCACCCAAUCAAAUCCUUCGUCUAAAACAGAACAUGACAGGCGGAGACAGACGGAGACAGACGGAGACAGACGGAGACAGACGGAGACAGACGGAGACAGACGGAGACAGGCGGAGACAGGCGGAGACGGAGGCGGAGACGGAGGCGGAGGCGGAGGCGGAGGCGGAGGCGGAGGCGGAGGCGGAGGCAGAGGCGGAGGCAGAGGCGGAGGCUGGCGGAGACUGGCGGAGACUGGCGGAGACUGGCGGAGACUGGCGGGGAGAGACGGGGAGAGACGGGGAGAGACGGGGCGAGACGGGGCGAGACGGGGACAGGCGGAGAGACAGGCGGAGAGACAGGCGGAGAGACAGGCGGAGAGACAGGCGGAGACAGACGGAGACAGACGGAGACAGAGACAGACGGAGACAGACGGAGACGGAGACAGACAGAGACAGACAGAGACAGACAGAGACAGACAGAGACAGACAGAGACAGACAGAGACAGACAGAGACAGACAGAGACAGACAGAGACAGACAGAGACAGACAGAGACAGACAGAGACAGACAGAGACAGACAGAGACAGACAGAGACAGACAGAGACAGACAGAGACAGACAGAGACAGACAGAGACAGACAGAGACAGACAGAGACAGACAGAGACAGACAGAGACAGACAGAGACAGACAGAGACAGACAGAGACAGACAGAGACAGACAGAGACAGACAGAGACAGACAGACAUCCUAACUUACUAUGUACUAGAGCUGCCCUAGCCUUGUCAACGUGA